CAGACAAUGAAACUGAGGCACAGAGAGUGUUAAAGAACUUGCUCCGGUCACAUAGCUGGAAAUGACAUAAAGGCCUUACAAAUACAUCUGUGCGUUCUUGCUUCAGACUUUACAAUUGAGGGCCAACCCCAGUCUGGAAGCACUAUUAAUGUUACAAGGAAACCACUACCUCAGCAAACAAAAGGAAAGUAGAAGACUUCUCUAAUUUAUCAGAAAGGCCAUUGAAAAAAAACCAAAACACUUGUUUUCAAAAAUAUUAAAGGAAAAGGAAGUUUAAAUAGUUUUUGGAUUGAGAAGAAGUAUUUGCAGGUAAAUAGAUUUGUCAGGCAGGCCCUGUCAAGAUUCUGCAGAUUUGAUUUCCUUCUUAAGGACGUGUGUGAAGUACUUCUGCUUUUUAAAUUGCUGUUGAUCAGCUUGUGGGUUUAGGGUUCUAAUUUUUCUGGUAUAUUAAGAUACACUAUAUUACACUAUCUCAUUUUUUAAAGUUAAGUUAUUUUGUCAUUGUAAAUACAAGUAUCAAAACAUUCUUGCAAAGCAAUUAGAGUAAACAUUUUUCUCAAGCAAACAUAUCUUUUUAAGAGAGAAUGGUAGCAGUUCUUACACAGCAAUUGGGACACAUUUAUUUUUUGUCAGAGGUCCUGCCAACACUAAGAAAAUUAGUCAUAUAAACCUGCAGUUCUUCUCUUAUCUACAUUGGAUCACGUGGACAUCUGCCUCAUGGAAAUGCCUUUUUUAAAAAUUUGGUUUGCAGAACUCCACUAUUUUUAUACCUAGCUACAGUUUUUUUGUUUUGUUUUGUUGUUGUUGUUGUUGUUUUUUUAAAGUCAAGGAAUCAGAAUCCUGACCUAAUCCCCGUCCCUGGAACAAUUCCCCUUCACGUAUGUAUUGCUGCAGUGCUCAGGACAGUAAAAUGGACUACAAGCGGCGCUUCCUGCUUGGCGGGUCCAAGCAGAAGGUGCAGCAGCACCAGCAGUACCCAAUGCCCGAGCUGGGUCGAGCACUGAGUGCUCCCCUGGCAUCCACAGCCACCACUGCCCCCAUGGGCAGUCUGACUGCUGCAGGCAGCUGCCACCAUGCCAUGCCCCACUCCACUCCCAUUGCUGACAUCCAGCAGGGCAUCUCUAAGUACCUGGAUGCCCUUAAUGUCUUCUGCCGUGCCAGUACUUUCCUCACAGAUCUCUUCAGCACCGUGUUCAGGAAUUCUCACUACUCGAAGGCAGCCAUGCAGCUCAAAGACGUGCAGGAGCAUGUCAUGGAAGCAGCCAGUCGGCUAACUUCAGCCAUAAAGCCUGAAAUUGCCAAGAUGCUGAUGGAGCUUAGUGCUGGGGCCGCAAACUUUACAGAUCAGAAGGAAUUCAGUCUUCAGGACAUUGAGGUAUUGGGAAGAUGUUUCUUGACAGUGGUGCAGGUCCACUUCCAGUUUUUGACGCAAGCAUUACAGAAAGUUCAGCCAGUGGCUCACUCUUGUUUUGCUGAAGUUGUUGUGCCAGAGAAAAAGAACAGCGGCAGUGGCAGCAGCUUAUCUGGCAUGGGCCACACACCCGAACUGGAGGAAGCUGUGCGAUCCUGGCGGGGUGCUGCUGAGGCAACCUCUAGAUUAAGAGAAAAAGGCUGUGAUGGUCGCCUGGCAGGUAUCGAAGUUCAGCAACUCUUCUGUUCUCAAAGUGCAGCAAUUCCUGAGCACCAGUUGAAGGAGCUAAACAUGAAAAUUGACAGUGCUUUGCAGGCAUAUAAAAUAGCUCUGGAAAGUUUAGGCCACUGUGAAUAUGCAAUGAAAGCUGGCUUCCACCUGAAUCCAAAGGCAAUUGAAGCCAGUUUGCAGGGCUGCUGCAGUGAGGCUGAGGCACAGCAGACAGGGCGGAGGCAGACGCCCCCACAGCCCAUGCAGUGUGAGCUCCCCACUGUCCCUGUGCAGAUAGGGCCCCACUUCCUGAAGGGGGUGUCCUUCAACGAGUCGGCUGCUGACAACCUGAAGCUCAAAACGCACACGAUGUUUCAGCUGAUCAAAGAGGCAGGCUGCUAUAAUGGGAUCACACCUAGAGAUGAUCUCCCUGUGACCGAAGUGCUGAACCAGGUGUGCCCAUCCACAUGGCGGGGUGCCUGCAAGACUGCUGUGCAGCUACUGUUUGGCCAAGCUGGGCUGGUGGUUGUGGACACAGCACAAAUUGAAAAUAAAGAGGCCUAUGCCCCCCAAAUCAGUUUAGAAGGCUCCAGAAUUGUGGUUCAGGUUCCAUCCACAUGGUGUUUGAAAGAAGACCCUGCUACCAUGUCCCUGCUUCAGAGAAGCCUGGACCCCGAGAAGACGCUGGGUCUGGUGGACGUGCUCUACACGGCUGUGCUGGACCUCAGCCGCUGGAGAGCAGGGAGGGAACAAGCUUUGCCCUGCAUACAGAUCCAGCUCCAGAGGGAAAUCUGUGAUUUGGGGAAUCAGAGUGAUCUGCCUUCUGGAAAUGGAAACAAAUCUUCAGGUGGCCUGCAGAAGACAUUCUCCAAAUUGACAUCCCGGUUCACUAAGAAAGCAUCAUGCACCAGCGCUAGCAGCAGCACAAAUUAUUCCAUCCCAAGUACCCCAUCCAAAAACAUCUUCAUAACUGGGUGUCCAGAAGAAAAGGCCAAAAUGCCCAGUAAUGUUGAUUCAAGGUUACAAAGCAUUUUGAACAUUGGAAAUUUCCCUAGGACUACAGAUCCUUCACAGUCAGCUCAGAAUUCCAGCAAUCACAUGGCCAAUGGAUUCCUCCUGGAGAGGCGUGAGAACUUCCUACACGUGGAUGAAGGCAAAGAUGAGAAGGGUAUGAACUUACCAACUGAUCAGGAAAUGCAAGAGGUAAUAGAUUUUCUCUCGGGGUUCAACAUGGGCCAGUCACAUCAGGGCUCCCCAUUGGUGACGAGGCGCAAUUCUGUUGCCACAACCAUGGUGACUGAGCAGAAGAUAGGUGCCAUGCAGCCUCAGCACCCACCACUGUCAGUGCCCCUUCCACAGCGACCACCCCAGACUGGUACGCACACACCUCUGCCAUCCCAGCCCGGACUGACACCUCAGCAGCAGUCCCCAAAGCAGCAGCCCCAUGUUCAGUACUACCAACACCUGCUUCAACCUAUUGGACCUCAGCAGGCACCGCCCCAUCCUCGGGCCCCUGGGAAAUGGGUGCAUGGGUCUCCCCAGCAGCCUUCCCAGCCCCUUGGGGGAGGUCUGUCUCCUCUUGGCCAGUGGCCUGGCAUAUCGGACCUCAGUUCUGACUUGUACAGCUUGGGUCUAGUGAGCAGCUAUAUGGAUAAUGUGAUGUCGGAGGUUUUGGGACAGAAGCCACAGGGACCUAGAAACAACACAUGGCCUAACCGUGAUCAAAGUGAUGGAGUCUUUGGGAUGUUGGGAGAGAUUCUGCCUUUUGAUCCUGCAGUGGGGUCAGACCCAGAGUUUGCACGCUACGUGGCAGGUGUGAGCCAGGCUAUGCAGCAGAAGAGACAAGUCCAGCACGGCCGCCGCCCUGGCAACCUUCGGGGCAAUUGGCCACCCAUGGACGAUGCCCACAGAACCUGGCCUUUCCCAGAGAUCUUAACAGAAGGGGAUAAUCUGCAUAGCGGCUGGUCCGGCGGGACCCAGGGAGACUCAGCCAGUUCAAGUGAUGAGACAUCAUCUGCCAACGGGGACAGCUUAUUCUCCAUGUUUUCAGGACCUGACCUCGUAGCUGCUGUCAAGCAGAGAAGGAAGCACAGCAGUGGCGAGCAGGAGACCGGCACACUGCCUUCACCGCCUCUUCUUUCCACCGUGGAUGACAUGAACCAGGAUAACAAAACCAAAACGUGGCCGCCCAAAGCACCCUGGCAACAUCCUUCCCCACUGCCCAGCACGCUACCCAGCCCCAGCGCACCCCUCUAUGCAGUCACCAGUCCCGGCAGCCAGUGGAACGACACCAUGCAGAUGCUGCAGUCCCCGGUGUGGGCUGCCACCAGCGACUGCAGUGCCACCUCCUUCGCCUACGUGCAGACUCCCCCGCAACCCCCACCCCCACCAGCACACAAGGCAGCACCCAAGGGCUUCAAGGCCUUCCCUGGGAAGGCAGAGCGCAGGCCAGCCUAUUUGCCCCAGUACUGACCUAGGGCCAGCCUUCCAGAUCUUUUGGGGCCAGUGUUCCCACUCCAGGGAUGACUGGCUAACACCAGCCCCCCCAGAGGACCAGUACACCCACCCCAGGCAGGGAUCCUUAGGGAUGGAAGUGGUUGGCAGCUCUGAGCCUUUAAGGCCUGGCUUUAUGGACUCAGAGAGCACCAGAUGCUUGGGAGACAGGUGUCUGAGCCUCCUUCCAGGGGUGCCAGUGGCCUCGUGCUUAAGAAGCACCUAGAGUCAUUCUGGAGCAGGUGACCCAAAGCCCCCCUGGAAACAGGCUCUUUCAUGUGUGUUAGGAAGGCCUAAGGCUGAGAGCAACUAACUAUCCUCCACAUCCUGCCUCUGCCCCCUCAACACCAGUCACUGUAGUUAAUAGCUAUUUUCAUAGAGGUUUUGAGUUAAAACACUUCCUAAAAAUGAAUGGAAUAUUUUAAAUAACAAAUACAGUGGCUGGAGGUCUAUUCAACACUAUCAUCAUCAAGUGAAUAGAAAAUGAGCAAAUUAUAGACCUUUGUGAUCAGAAGCAAUCACCAUAUUGUCUGAGGGAAGGCACCCCUCACUGUCCAGUCUCCUCAGGGGACGCCCCAUUUACUAGACUUACACAAGCAGGAUCACAAAACAGAUUUGGGUGGAGGCAUAUUCCUGGAAGCGCACGGGGAUGAGCCAGUGGACUGCACUCCCUGUCCUGUUGGAGAUAACCCUGCUGCCCCCUGGUCCUUCCACAGAUGGCCACGGGCUUCCAAGCCACCUCAAAAUGUUGGCACUGGUCAAAGACUUACCAAGAGAUACCCGCACUUGAAACUACAGUAAAAUUUGUGAGCUGGCUCAAGACAAAGCAAUUGUGAUAUAGGUAGGAAUUAGUCCUUUAAAAAAAAAAAACAACACCCUGUUUUGAGUUAACAUGUGCCAUUAGAUAAAUAACAACCUGUGGAUUUAGGAAUAUCCCAAUCAAUCCAAACCAGAGUGGAUCCAGAAGAAUUGAAUGGUGCUUAAAUUGAGAAAUAAUACAAAAUAUAUCUAUAUAGAAUAGACAUCCCACUGUACAUUAAUUGAAGUUACAGAAGUUCUUUAUAUAAAACUUAUUUAAAUUUUUCAUAUUUCAUCUUUGGAAAAGUCUAAUUGAGAAAAAUCCAUAUUUUCUGGUAUAAAAGUUUGACAGUAUUAAUAUUUUUUUAUAUUUUCUUAAAUCAUUAAACCAUUUUAAUAUAUGUUAACUACUAAUAAAUGGUUUAUUCUUUCUAACUCCAUAUAAGCUUUUCCAGCAAAGAUUGUAAUAACACAUUUAUGUUCUCAUUUUUCUAUGGAUAUAAGUAAAUUUAUAUUUAAAAAUACCAAAAAGAAGAUAUAUAUAUAUAUAUAUGUAUGAGUACACACUAAUGAUAGGACCCAGAGGGUGUCUGAGCCCAGCCACUGAACUCUCAGUACUGUUGCCAGGUUGCUUCCAGGCCUCGACUCUGUCCUUUGUGCUGUGUGGGAUGCCUUUGCUGCCUGUACUCACGCUCCUUUCGCCCUGGGCUCCGAACAUUCACCUCACCAUGUUUACAGAGAACUGUUUUGUACAUAGACAUUUUCAGGCACGUGCUUUGCACCGACCCCACGUGGCUCUUGUCUGUGUUCGCUGUCACUGUGCGCGCGCUAAUUCCUCUGUUGCUGUUGUUUGUGACGGUUUUACUUGUAAAAUAAUUUCCUACUUCCCUCAGUAAUGUGUCUCCAGGUCGUGGUAUUCCGAGUUUUAUUCACUGAAGUCCCCUUGUUUUAAUAGUGCCUCCUCAAAAGACCUCACCCUGGAUCGAGGUCAGUCCUUGAUACCCCAGUGCAGGUGACAUUGACCUUGCUAUUUGUCAUUUUCCAGUCUGUUUUCUCUAGGACAUUUUGUAAUUGCAUCUCCCUGGGUUGUGAGACUGUGUGAUGCUCUUUGUGCGGUCUCCUUGUAGGUGCUGUGUUCUCGGCACCACCUCGCUCUGAACACUGGUAAUUCCAGGUGCUGCGCUUGGCAGAGGGAUCUUGCCAAAGUGCGUGUAAGUGUGUGCGUGCGUAUGAAUGUGUGUGUGUGCGUGUGUGUCCUUUGCAUGGUCGAGCAUGGCAGCCUUGCUCGGGCAUCAGCAGGACAUUGUGUGAAUAGUUAAUGCUUCCAAACUGGAACUCUACAUUUUGUAUCUUUUAAAGCUCCUAUAAGUAAUAUAACUAUUGGCUUUAUUAAAAAUAUACAUUUACUA
Suncus etruscus (white-toothed pygmy shrew) is the source of this 6321-nucleotide messenger RNA. It is a transcript of the gene GARRE1, whose product is annotated as granule associated Rac and RHOG effector 1. The transcript is spliced from 14 exons. Bases 881 to 4093 code for a protein of 1070 amino acids. The record is from RefSeq and is a predicted model, not a curated record. Gene Ontology annotation, molecular function: CCR4-NOT complex binding. Lineage: Eukaryota; Metazoa; Chordata; Mammalia; Eulipotyphla; Soricidae. Gene Ontology annotation, biological process: Rac protein signal transduction.